Nomascus leucogenys (northern white-cheeked gibbon) is the source of this 6170-nucleotide messenger RNA. It is a transcript of the gene SMARCA4, whose product is annotated as SWI/SNF related BAF chromatin remodeling complex subunit ATPase 4. Gene Ontology annotation, biological process: positive regulation of transcription by RNA polymerase II. NCBI's taxonomy places the organism in Eukaryota, Metazoa, Chordata, Mammalia, Primates, Hylobatidae. The record is from RefSeq and is a predicted model, not a curated record. Gene Ontology annotation, cellular component: nucleus. Gene Ontology annotation, molecular function: ATP-dependent chromatin remodeler activity; histone binding; transcription factor binding.
GAAGCCCAGCCGGCAGCCGCGCGCGUGGGGAAGGCCACAGUGUCGCGAGGCCGCGGCAGCGGCGGCCCCCGCGGAGCGGCGGGGUGGGUGGGAGGCCAGGGCCGCGUGGAGGCCGCGCGAUCCUCUCCGCGCGCGCUCUCGCCGGGGUCGCCGGACAAAGCUCGCCCCCCUUGCCCGGCACCCCUACAGUCGCCCUCCCAAUUACAGCGACUGCAACAAUAGGCAGGCGUUGGGGCUUUUCUGGCUGCGUGUUAACGGGUCCGACCCGAAUGUUGCGUUUUCGGCGAAGCUGCGAUCGGGGCUCAGUAGCCAAACCUCCAGAUAUGUCCGGCGUCGGCCGGACACGGGCAUUAGCGGUCCCCUUGGGCUAGCCGACCUCAAAUUGUCUUAAAAACGCGUCAUUCCAGAUUUUCAAGGAAAGGGAAAGGAGCCUCUGCUUCACAUUUUGAUGGAAGCAUCCGAGGACCUCAUCUGUGUGAUGCCCCUAGUGCGAUACCUUUCCUGUGCUAAGCAGCUGCUCAGUAAACCUGGGGAGAGAUGGAGCACCUUGAUUUCACCAGCUGAGUAGCCAGCACUUCCUGCCUGAGGCCACUGUCUGCAGCUCCCGUGAAGAUGUCCACUCCAGACCCACCCCUGGGCGGAACUCCUCGGCCGGGUCCUUCCCCGGGCCCUGGCCCUUCCCCUGGAGCCAUGCUGGGCCCUAGCCCGGGUCCCUCGCCAGGCUCUGCCCACAGCAUGAUGGGGCCCAGCCCGGGACCACCCUCAGCAGGACACCCCAUCCCCACCCAGGGGCCUGGAGGAUACCCUCAGGACAACAUGCACCAGAUGCACAAGCCCAUGGAGUCCAUGCACGAGAAGGGUAUGUCAGACGACCCGCGCUACAACCAGAUGAAAGGAAUGGGGAUGCGGUCUGGGGGCCAUGCUGGGAUGGGGCCCCCACCCAGCCCCAUGGACCAGCACUCCCAAGGUUACCCCUCGCCCCUGGGUGGCUCUGAGCAUGCCUCUAGUCCAGUUCCAGCCAGUGGCCCGUCUUCGGGCCCCCAGAUGUCUUCCGGGCCAGGAGGUGGCCCGCUGGAUGGUGCUGACCCCCAGGCCUUGGGGCAGCAGAACCGGGGCCCAACCCCAUUUAACCAGAACCAGCUGCACCAGCUCAGAGCUCAGAUCAUGGCCUACAAGAUGCUGGCCAGGGGGCAGCCCCUCCCCGACCACCUGCAGAUGGCGGUGCAGGGCAAGCGGCCAAUGCCUGGGAUGCAGCAGCAGAUGCCAACGCUACCUCCACCCUCAGUGUCCGCAACAGGACCUGGCCCUGGCCCUGGCCCUGGCCCCGGCCCGGGUCCCGGCCCGGCAACUCCAAAUUACAGCAGGCCUCAUGGUAUGGGAGGGCCCAACAUGCCUCCCCCAGGACCCUCAGGCGUGCCCCCUGGGAUGCCAGGCCAGCCUCCUGGAGGGCCUCCCAAGCCCUGGACUGAAGGACCCAUGGCGAAUGCUGCUGCCCCCACAAGUACCCCUCAGAAGCUGAUUCCCCCGCAGCCAACGGGCCGCCCUUCCCCUGCACCCCCUGCCGUCCCACCCGCUGCCUCACCCGUGAUGCCACCGCAGACCCAGUCCCCCGGGCAGCCGGCCCAGCCCGCGCCCAUGGUGCCACUGCACCAGAAGCAGAGUCGCAUCACCCCCAUCCAGAAGCCGCGGGGCCUCGACCCUGUAGAGAUCCUGCAGGAGCGUGAGUACAGGCUGCAGGCUCGCAUCGCACACCGAAUUCAGGAACUUGAAAACCUUCCCGGGUCCCUGGCCGGGGAUUUGCGAACCAAAGCGACUAUUGAGCUCAAGGCCCUCAGGCUGCUGAACUUCCAGAGGCAGCUGCGCCAGGAGGUGGUGGUGUGCAUGCGGAGGGACACAGCGCUGGAGACAGCCCUCAAUGCUAAGGCCUACAAGCGCAGCAAGCGCCAGUCCUUGCGUGAGGCCCGCAUCACCGAGAAGCUGGAGAAGCAGCAGAAGAUUGAGCAGGAGCGCAAGCGCCGGCAGAAGCACCAGGAAUACCUCAAUAGCAUUCUCCAGCAUGCCAAGGAUUUCAAGGAAUAUCACAGAUCGGUCACAGGCAAAAUCCAGAAGCUGACCAAGGCAGUGGCCACGUACCACGCCAACACGGAGCGGGAGCAGAAGAAAGAGAACGAGCGGAUCGAGAAGGAGCGCAUGCGGAGGCUCAUGGCUGAAGAUGAGGAGGGGUACCGCAAGCUCAUCGACCAGAAGAAGGACAAGCGCCUGGCCUACCUCUUGCAGCAGACAGACGAGUACGUGGCUAACCUCACGGAGCUGGUGCGGCAGCACAAGGCCGCCCAGGUCGCCAAGGAGAAAAAGAAGAAAAAGAAAAAGAAGAAGGCAGAAAAUGCAGAAGGACAGACUCCUGCCAUCGGGCCGGAUGGCGAGCCUCUGGACGAGACCAGCCAGAUGAGCGACCUCCCGGUGAAGGUGAUCCAUGUGGAGAGUGGGAAGAUCCUCACAGGCACAGAUGCCCCCAAAGCCGGGCAGCUGGAGGCCUGGCUCGAGAUGAACCCGGGGUAUGAAGUAGCUCCGAGGUCUGAUAGUGAAGAAAGUGGCUCAGAAGAAGAGGAAGAGGAGGAGGAGGAAGAGCAGCCACAGGCAGCGCAGCCUCCCACCCUGCCCGUGGAGGAGAAGAAGAAGAUUCCAGAUCCAGACAGCGAUGACGUCUCUGAGGUGGACGCGCGGCACAUCAUUGAGAAUGCCAAGCAAGAUGUCGAUGAUGAGUAUGGCGUGUCCCAGGCCCUUGCACGUGGCCUGCAGUCCUACUAUGCCGUGGCCCACGCUGUCACCGAGAGAGUGGACAAGCAGUCAGCGCUUAUGGUCAAUGGUGUCCUCAAACAGUACCAGAUCAAAGGCUUGGAGUGGCUGGUGUCCCUGUACAACAACAACCUGAACGGCAUCCUGGCCGACGAGAUGGGCCUGGGGAAGACCAUCCAGACCAUCGCGCUCAUCACGUACCUCAUGGAGCACAAACGCAUCAACGGGCCCUUCCUCAUCAUCGUGCCUCUCUCAACGCUGUCCAACUGGGCGUACGAGUUUGACAAGUGGGCCCCCUCCGUGGUGAAGGUGUCUUACAAGGGAUCCCCAGCAGCAAGACGGGCCUUUGUCCCCCAGCUCCGGAGUGGGAAGUUCAACGUCUUGCUGACGACGUACGAGUACAUCAUCAAAGACAAGCACAUUCUCGCCAAGAUCCGUUGGAAGUACAUGAUUGUGGACGAAGGUCACCGCAUGAAGAACCACCACUGCAAGCUGACGCAGGUGCUCAACACGCACUACGUGGCACCCCGCCGCCUGCUGCUGACGGGCACACCGCUGCAGAACAAGCUUCCCGAGCUCUGGGCACUGCUCAACUUCCUGCUGCCCACCAUCUUCAAGAGCUGCAGCACCUUCGAGCAGUGGUUUAAUGCACCCUUUGCCAUGACUGGGGAAAAGGUGGACCUGAAUGAGGAGGAAACCAUUCUCAUCAUCCGGCGUCUCCACAAAGUGCUGCGGCCCUUCUUGCUCCGACGACUCAAGAAGGAAGUCGAGGCCCAGUUGCCCGAAAAGGUGGAGUACGUCAUCAAGUGCGACAUGUCUGCGCUGCAGCGAGUGCUCUACCGCCACAUGCAGGCCAAGGGCGUGCUGCUGACUGACGGCUCCGAGAAGGACAAGAAGGGCAAAGGCGGCACCAAGACCUUGAUGAACACCAUCAUGCAGCUGCGGAAGAUCUGCAACCACCCCUACAUGUUCCAGCACAUCGAGGAGUCCUUUUCCGAGCACUUGGGGUUCACUGGCGGCAUCGUCCAAGGGCUGGACCUGUACCGAGCCUCGGGUAAAUUUGAGCUUCUUGAUAGAAUUCUUCCCAAACUCCGAGCAACCAACCACAAAGUGCUGCUGUUCUGCCAAAUGACCUCCCUCAUGACCAUCAUGGAAGAUUACUUUGCGUAUCGCGGCUUUAAAUACCUCAGGCUUGAUGGAACCACGAAGGCGGAGGACCGGGGCAUGCUGCUGAAAACCUUCAACGAGCCCGGCUCCGAGUACUUCAUCUUCCUGCUCAGCACCCGGGCCGGGGGGCUCGGCCUGAACCUCCAGUCGGCAGACACUGUGAUCAUUUUUGACAGCGACUGGAAUCCUCACCAGGACCUGCAAGCGCAGGACCGAGCCCACCGCAUCGGGCAGCAGAAUGAGGUGCGUGUGCUCCGCCUCUGCACGGUCAACAGCGUGGAGGAGAAGAUCCUAGCUGCGGCCAAGUACAAGCUCAAUGUGGACCAGAAGGUGAUCCAGGCCGGCAUGUUCGACCAGAAGUCCUCCAGCCACGAGCGGCGCGCCUUCCUGCAGGCCAUCCUGGAGCACGAGGAGCAGGACGAGAGCAGACACUGCAGCACGGGCAGCGGCAGUGCCAGCUUCGCCCACACUGCCCCUCCGCCAGCGGGCGUCAACCCCGACUUGGAGGAGCCACCUCUAAAGGAGGAAGACGAGGUGCCUGACGACGAGACCGUCAACCAGAUGAUCGCCCGGCACGAGGAGGAGUUUGAUCUGUUCAUGCGCAUGGACCUGGACCGCAGGCGCGAGGAGGCCCGUAACCCCAAGCGGAAGCCGCGCCUCAUGGAGGAGGACGAGCUCCCCUCGUGGAUCAUCAAGGACGACGCGGAGGUAGAGCGGCUGACCUGUGAGGAGGAGGAGGAGAAGAUGUUCGGCCGUGGUUCCCGCCACCGCAAGGAGGUGGACUACAGUGACUCACUGACGGAGAAGCAGUGGCUCAAGAAAAUUACAGGAAAAGAUAUCCAUGACACAGCCAGCAGUGUGGCACGUGGGCUACAAUUCCAGCGUGGCCUUCAGUUCUGCACACGUGCGUCAAAGCCUCUGCUUGUCGACCUGGGUGCUGGCUGUCCUAUUUUACUACUAUUGACCCUGAAGGCCAUCGAGGAGGGCACGCUGGAGGAGAUCGAAGAGGAGGUCCGGCAGAAGAAAUCGUCACGGAAGCGCAAGCGAGACAGUGACGCCGGCUCCUCCACCCCGACCACCAGCACCCGCAGCCGCGACAAGGACGACGAGAGCAAGAAGCAGAAGAAGCGCGGGCGGCCGCCUGCCGAGAAGCUCUCCCCAAACCCGCCCAACCUCACCAAGAAGAUGAAGAAGAUUGUGGAUGCCGUGAUCAAGUACAAGGACAGCAGCAGUGGACGUCAGCUCAGCGAGGUCUUCAUCCAGCUGCCCUCGCGAAAGGAGCUGCCCGAGUACUACGAGCUCAUCCGCAAGCCCGUGGACUUCAAGAAGAUAAAGGAGCGCAUCCGCAACCACAAGUACCGCAGCCUCAACGACCUAGAGAAGGACGUCAUGCUGCUGUGCCAGAACGCACAGACCUUCAACCUGGAGGGCUCCCUGAUCUAUGAAGACUCCAUCGUCUUGCAGUCAGUCUUCACCAGCGUGCGGCAGAAAAUCGAGAAGGAGGAUGACAGUGAAGGCGAGGAGAGUGAGGAGGAGGAAGAGGGCGAGGAGGAAGGCUCCGAAUCUGAAUCUCGGUCCGUCAAAGUGAAGAUCAAGCUUGGCCGAAAGGAGAAGGCACAGGACCGGCUGAAGGGCGGCCGGCGGCGGCCGAGCCGAGGGUCCCGAGCCAAGCCGGUCGUGAGUGACGACGACAGUGAGGAGGAACAAGAGGAGGACCGCUCAGGAAGUGGCAGCGAAGAAGACUGAGCUCCGACAUUCCAGUCUCGACCCCAAGCCCCUCGUUCCAGAGCCGAGACGGCAUAGGCCUUAGCAGUAACGGGUAGCAGCAGACGUAGUUUCAGACUUGGAGUAAAACUGUAUAAACAAAAGAAUCUUCCAUAUUUAUACAGCAGAGAAGCUGUAGGACUGUUUGUGACUGGCCCUGUCCUGGCAUCAGUAGCAUUUGUAACAGCAUUAACUGUCUAAAAGAGAGAGAGAGAGAAUUCCGAAUUGGGGAACACACGAUACCUGUUUUUCUUUUCCUUUGCUGGCAGUACUGUUGCGCCGCAGUUUGGAGUCACUGUAGUUAAGUGUGGAUGCAUGUGCGUCACCGUCCACUCCUCGUACUGUAUUUUAUUGGACAGGUCAGACUCGCCGGGGGCCCGGCGAGGGUAUGUCAGUGUCACUGGAUGUCAAACAGUAAUAAAUUAAACCAACAACAAAACGCA